AGCUUAAACGAUCCCGGAAUGCUGACGUCAGCCUCUGCUCUCUACUUUCCCUUUUCUCGCCUUUAUUUUUUAAUUUUCUUUUUUUUCCCAUUAACCAUUUUCUUAGUUGUCUUUCCACUGAAGAAGAUGAACUUAGAAAGAGAGGAGAAUCUUAAAAACGGUUAAUCACAAGUCACCAUGAGAGCUCCACACUCGACUUUCUUCUUCUUCCUCCUCCUCCUCUUAUCGUUCUCCGUCAAUGGCGUGAAGCUGAACGAGAUUCAUCGAAGAAUUCUCCACCAGCCGCUUUUCCCUUCCCCGGAGACUUCUCCUCCAGAUAUCGAGUCCUCACCGCCUCCUCCCGACGCUCCCGAUCAGCCUUUCUUCCCCGAGAAUCCAUCCACGCCUGACCAGACUCAGCUCCCUCCUCCUCCUCCUCCUCCUGCUUCCGCCGACGUCAAUGGCGGAUUACCGAUUCCGACGGCUACUAUCACUACUCAACCAACAAAACCUGGGAAGAAAAUCGCGAUCGCCUUAUCCGUCGGACUCGUCACGCUCGGUAUGCUCUCGGCUCUCGCUUUCUUCUUGUACCGCCGCAAAUCAAAACACGCCAGCGAUACUCAGAAACUCGUUAAUAACGGAAGAGGAGGCGAUGGCGGUUCUCGAAUAUUCCACGAAGAUCCGAGACCACCAACGACGUCGUCUACGUUUCUAUACAUGGGAACCGUUGAGCCGAGCCGCGAACCGGUUAGGGACUCUGUUAGUGGAAGUAAUAAUAAUAAUAAUAACGGACCGGUUUAUACGUCUCCGUACCGGAAAUUAAAUUCGGUUAAGAGAUCGGAUCGUUACCGUCCCAGUCCCGAGCUUCAACCGCUCCCUCCCUUAUCUAAACCUCCGCAACCGUCUGAUGAUAACAACUCUCCGUCUCCCUCUUCGUACUCCGACGACGAAGAGGAAUGCCGCGACGCUGCUUUCUACACGCCCCACGGAUCUGCUAUCAGCAGCGAUGACGGUUACUACACGGCGUUUCCUCGCUCCGGCUACUCGAUUCCUCCUCACUCGAAGAGAACCUCUCCGAGGUCCAAGUCUGGUUCGGCGGCUGCAGGAUCGCCGGAGAUGAAGCACGUUAUCAUUCCGUCGAUAAGGCAGAAACAACCGCCGCUUGGGAGAUUGGAAACUGAUGAUGAACAAGAGCUUCCUUAUUCAAAGAGCAAACCUAAGUUCUCUCAGCCUCCUCCUCCUCCGGAUAGAGCGGCGUUUCAGGCGAUUACUCAGGAUAAGCCUCCUCUCAUCUCACGAGUGUCUCCUCCUCCGCUCCAUACGCCACCUCCACCACCACCACCACCUCCAAGAGAUUUCCAGAUACGUCCAAAACUCAGCAAUACAGAAGCAACGAAGCCAGACGAAUUGUCAAGAAAACUAGCGUUCAAGACUCCAAGGAAAGCUGUUGAAGAGGUCAAAAGUGUAUCAGCAGCAGAAGGGGAGAUGGAUCCAAGCAGGCCAAAGUUGAAGCCACUUCACUGGGACAAAGUACGUGCGAGUUCUGAUCGAGCCACAGUUUGGGACCAGCUCAAGUCAAGCUCAUUCCGAGUGAACGAAGAUCGGAUGGAGCAUCUGUUUGGUUGCAAUUCAGCAAGUUCGGCUCCAAAGGAACCUGUGAGAAGGUCAGUGAUGCCUCCAGCUGAGAAUGAGAACAGAGUGCUUGAUCCUAAGAAAUCUCAGAACAUUGCUAUCCUCUUAAGAGCACUCAAUGUAACGCGUGAGGAGGUGUCAGAAGCUCUUUUUGAUGGUAAUCCCGAGAGCUUAGGUGCAGAGCUUCUAGAGACGUUGGUGAAGAUGGCUCCAACAAAGGAAGAAGAGAUAAAACUCCGAGAUUACUCUGGUGAUGUCUCGAAACUAGGAACAGCUGAAAGGUUCCUUAAAACCAUUCUUGAUAUUCCUUUUGCAUUCAAAAGAGUUGAAGCAAUGUUGUAUAGAGCCAACUUUGAUUCAGAAGUCAAGUAUCUAAGGAUCUCUUUCCAGACACUAGAGGAAGCAAGCUUAGAACUAAAAGCAAGCAGGCUAUUCUUAAAGCUCCUCGAGGCUGUUCUAAUGACAGGAAACAGAAUGAACGUUGGCACAAACCGCGGAGAAGCCAAAGCCUUCAAACUCGAUACUCUUUUGAAACUCGUAGACGUAAAAGGAGUUGACGGAAAAACAACACUGCUACACUUUGUCGUCCAAGAGAUCACAAGAUCCGAGGUGACCACGACAACAAUAGACGAGACCACCCUCCAUGGAAACAAAGACGGUUUCAGAAAGCAAGGAUUACAAGUCGUCGCUGGACUCAGCAGAGACCUUGCAAAUGUUAAAAAAUCAGCCGGGAUGGAUUCCGAUGUACGGAGUGGCUACGUGACAAAGCUCGAGACGGGUCUUGAGAAACUCCGAUCUUUUAUCAAGACAGAGACAACAACAUCAACUCCAGGGAAGUUCUUUGAUUCGAUGAAAACGUUUCUCAAAGACGCAGAGGAAGAGAUUCGGAAGAUCAAAGGAGAAGAAAGAAAAGCUAUGUCGAUGGUUAAAGAAGUAACAGAGUAUUUCCAUGGAGACGCUGCAAAAGAAGAAGCACAUCCUUUGAGAAUCUUCUUGGUUGUCAGAGAUUUUCUAGGAGUUCUCGAUAACGUUUGUAAAGAAGUGAAGACGAUGCAAGAGAUGUCGACAACGAUGGGUUCGGCUUCAGCUAGAUCGUUCAGAAUAUCAGCUACAGCUUCGUUACCGGUUCUUCAUAGGUAUAAGGCAAGACAAGAAGAAGAUACAAGCUCAGGUGAUGAUGACCAUAGUAGCAGCAACUCUUCUACGUGAUGACACACAAAAAGCUGUACAGUUUUUUUUUGUUAAGACCGAGCAAGGCAUUGAGUUGUUUAAGUCGGAGAAUUUGGACCGGUUAAGAGAGUAACAGACACAAGACUA
Raphanus sativus (radish) is the source of this 2928-nucleotide messenger RNA. RefSeq names its product formin-like protein 6. Gene Ontology annotation, molecular function: actin filament binding. Lineage: Eukaryota; Viridiplantae; Streptophyta; Magnoliopsida; Brassicales; Brassicaceae. The transcript has 4 exons. Gene Ontology annotation, biological process: actin cytoskeleton organization; actin nucleation. The coding region runs from base 178 to 2820 and encodes 880 amino acids. The record is from RefSeq and is a predicted model, not a curated record.